Messenger RNA from Mizuhopecten yessoensis (Yesso scallop), 2318 nucleotides. Its product is annotated as transmembrane protein 2-like. The transcript is spliced from 19 exons. NCBI's taxonomy places the organism in Eukaryota, Metazoa, Mollusca, Bivalvia, Pectinida, Pectinidae. The record is from RefSeq and is a predicted model, not a curated record. The coding region runs from base 124 to 2226 and encodes 700 amino acids.
CACAUAGCAAAGUCUUGCCCAACCAUCAGUGUCAUAGAUGACGUUACUUCCUGGAAAACAGGGGACCGCAUCAUUAUAACGUCAACUGACUACGACUGGAAGCAGGUGGAAGUCGGCAAAGUGAUGGACUGUGACGGUUGUCUUAGUAACCAGAUCAGAAUCGACCUUGCGCCGAAAUUUACACACUACGGAGAAAUUUACAAGAACGUGGACAUGCGAGCUGAGGUUGCUGUCCUGACCAGGAAUGUGGUGAUUGAAGGUGUAAUGGAAAACUUUGCAGAUGAAUUCGGCGGUCAUAUCAAGGUUUUGAAGGGAUUUAAGGACUUCCACAUUGAGGGCGCGGAACUCACACAUAUGGGACAGUCUAAAUCCGAAGGGAAAUACCCAAUACACUGGCAUCUCUGUGAAGAUGUGAAGGAUCUGAAUCUCUACCCCUCCACUACAUACGCCCGUGGGAACGCAAUCCACCAAUCGUACGCCAGAUGUGUCACCGUACACGGCACCCACGGGGUUCAGGUGAUGGAUAAUGUCUGCUUCGACAGCAUCGGUCACGGGUUUUUCCUGGAGGAUGGCGGGGAGAAAUGGACAACAAUAACAGGCAACCUUGGAGCAGCACAACUGUUUGGCGACCUUAUACCCACUGACAACAUGAAGCCAUCAACAUUCUGGAUCACCAACCCUCUGACUGUGCUUGAGAAUAACGUUGCAGCCGGCGGCAAAGGACAUGGAAUAUGGUAUGUGUUCCCAGAGGAGCCAAUGGGACUAUCCAAUGGGAAGGGUUAUAUGCAGUACGGCGAGGCCAGACAUACUGCCGUCACCAAGUUCAGUAACAAUGUGGCACACUCCAACAGACUGGACGGUUUGAGGUUUGAACAGCGACUGGACCAGGACGGUACCGAAUUAAGUAACAAUAACCAGUACGAACCACUGGUGGAUCCUCUGGACGACGAAUCUGAGUUGAAACUCGUGGAGUUUAGCCGAAUUACAGCAUAUAAGAACUGUAAAAGAAACGCUGUGUUACGAGGAGGGCUUAUACAAGUGAAAGACUCGUCGUUUUCUGACAGUCCAAUUGGUUUGACGCUGAGAAGAUUUAGUUCCGGUCAGUCUGUGAUAAACUCAGUGAUUAUAGGAGAUUCUGAUAACAAAGGGACACCAUCGGAACAGCUAGACAGAUCGUUACCAGAUUUGGAAGAACCGGACUUGCCUCGUCGUGGUUUGGUACUCGGGGCCGGACCUGUUCUGGUGGAUAAUGUAUGGUUCGACGGUUUUAACAGCACGGCAUCCUACUCUACUGGCGCAGUGUCCUUCUCAGAAAAACUGUCAAGGCUCAGGUCUCCAAGGAACACAUUCAGGAACAUCGGCUUCGGUUUCGAUGACGACUCUGAGGGCAACAGAGUCAUUCAAACGACGACAGACAUAUCGGAAAGUGUAGAUGCUGUUAAGGUUGACAUAUUUUACGACGAAGAUGGCGAUGUCACGUCAAUACCAGGAGCAAGUGUUGUACGCCCGCUUAAAUUUCACAUGACACCUAACUGUGCAGUAGUGGAUUCUUGGAAAAUGGCAGUUUGUGAUGAAUCGUUUGCCCAGGUUGUCAUUAGAGGCAGAAAGGAUGAGGCUAUGACAAUGAUGAGAUCUGAUGACGUCACAAACAACAGAAUUACGUCAGACUCAUCAGGUUCAACGGGAGCAUUCAAUGUGAUUUUAGGAGAAUCCUACACGUACUUAGUCAAGUUCAAUUCCGAACUUCCAACGACCUUUUCUUUAACGGGGCUUGGAAUGCAGAAAGGAAAAAAUGUCGUUGUGGGCAUAUGUGUUCCAAAGGACGUGACAUUCAGGCUGAGCACUAACACCCCAGCACGGAAGGCUGCAUCUUCUGUAACAAGCCUGGCUGCGUUAAAGUCGGACACUACGGGCACAAAAUAUUUUCUCGAUGACGACGCAGGCGUUCUGUUUGUGAAGAUAAUGACCACUAGUUCGUUCUCAACCACAUCACAGCGGCUCAGGGAUUGUCCGGACGGAAUAUGUGCAAGAGUCGGCGUAAACACGAUUGCCACUGAGGACUGGUCGGACACAGACUGCGAGGCAGCAUUUAAAACCAAAUACGGAUCACAGGUCACCGUUCGUCAACUCUUGAAGUUGAGGCGUUCACUUCAAUUACCAUCGUCUCUGCCAAAAACAUCUUCUGAUCCACCUGUGUCUGCAGGAGCUGGUCCCACCCGUCUCUGAUACAGUCGCACACACUUUUCAUUUUGAUGGACGCAUACAUUAAGUUCUUAUUAUUGCUACUUUAUUGUAUCUCGUUUAUCUUCUGAAUAAAA